Suillus fuscotomentosus is the source of this 1518-nucleotide messenger RNA. Its product is annotated as nucleoside hydrolase. Bases 132 to 1415 code for a protein of 427 amino acids. Gene Ontology annotation, biological process: purine nucleoside catabolic process. The transcript is spliced from 8 exons. Gene Ontology annotation, cellular component: cytosol. The record is from RefSeq and is a predicted model, not a curated record. Gene Ontology annotation, molecular function: purine nucleosidase activity. NCBI's taxonomy places the organism in Eukaryota, Fungi, Basidiomycota, Agaricomycetes, Boletales, Suillaceae.
UCCACGCUUCGACACAUAUUCAUCCCAUUCUCACCGAGUUUGACUGAGUCUUAACUACACUAUAUGAUCUGAGUGAUAAAGGCCUUUUCCCUAUCUGUGUUGAUUCUGUCUGUUGACCAUACGAUAAUAACAUGCAAGAGAAGACGAGGACGCCAGUCAUCAUCGACACUGACCCUGGCGUGGAUGACAUUCUAGCCAUCCUGCUUGCCAUCACAUCCCCCGAACUCGAAAUCCUUGCAUACAUCAUUUCAUUCGGGAACACCGAUGUUCACGCAGCUCACGACAACAUCUACAAGCUUUACCAGGCAAUAGGGCGUCACAUUGCGCUAAACCCUGAAGAUGCCGCAAGGUUUCCGAAUUUUUCACCCACAGUCCCACCCCUCCUUGUGGUCGGACCAGAUGGACCCUUAGAAGGUGGACGGCACUUUGCUCAAUACUUCCACGGCCGUGAUGGUUUAUCAAAUAUAAGCGAACGCCACCCUGACUUGAAUGUCGACCUCGGAAGUUCCACUUUUUGCCACAAUUUUCAACCGGUGAAAGAAUCAGGUGUCGAGGUGGCCUUGCGCUUACUGGAGUCACGUCCUGACAGAAGCAUCACAUAUGUAGUCCUGGGUCCGAUGACUAACCUGGCACAACUUGUGCGCCAACACCGUCAAACAUUUGUGGAUAAAAUCGGUCGAGUCAUUGCCAUGGCGGGAGCCUUAGAUGUUCCCGGAAAUACUACUUCGGUCGCGGAAUUUAAUGUUUUUGCUGAUCCUUACGCAGCAAAAGAACUUUUAGUGCCGACAGAUCUUACCAGUGGUCUCCCGCUCGACAGAGUGAUACUCGCUCCCUUGGAUAUCACUACUAACCACGAACUCCCUUUGCCGCAUUAUAUACAAACGGUAGACCCUGCGUUCAAGUCUACAGCCCAACCGUCGAAUGCGGAUGGUAAAUCACCCCUUGUCCACUUUACAAGCUCUGUCUUCGAACGCACGAGGGAAAUCAUGAUCGAGUCUGGAAAGGAUGUACUAGAGUUGCAUGAUAUUGUCGCCAUUUGGUGCGCAAUCGAGAAUCCACCUGAAAUUACUCCAGCUGGCAGUCUUCCUGGAAUGUCGACUGGAUGGGCUAUAGCCGAGCGAACAUUCGAUAUUGAACGGAGCGGAGAAAUUACUCGUGGCAUGUUCGUCACUGACCGAAGAGUGGAGAAUACCACAUAUGCACCUGGUACCAAUCGGGCAGAGGUCCAAACUCUGCUUGACCUGCGACAGAUCGGGCACGGGCUCCUCGAGUCCACCGCGCUGCCUGCGAGAGUAGAGGCCGAAGACCCAGCGCUUGAGCAGAGACAAGGGAAAGGCGUAGCAUGCCUCGUGGAAACGCCAGGGCCAAGCGUUCUUCUCCAAUUGCUGACACGUAGGGUCUGGGGCAUCCAAUGAUUGUCAUUGCCACAUGUAGAUUGAUCAAUGGAAAGUUGUACCUGGCUGAUAAUCAUCGCGACUAUGCGCAUGCGUCAGACGGAUCUAUCACGUUUCCAGUGAU